This is a messenger RNA of Pimephales promelas (fathead minnow), 936 nucleotides long. NCBI's taxonomy places the organism in Eukaryota, Metazoa, Chordata, Actinopteri, Cypriniformes, Leuciscidae. The record is from RefSeq and is a predicted model, not a curated record.
AUGCAGUCCUCAUCUAUGGAAUUGUCAGAGGAGCUCACUUCGGCCCUUGCUGCGGGACGGUGGUGGGCGAUUAUGGAGGUUUCAGACCCCAUCCCUGACGACUAUGAGUACGACUUCUCCGUCUCAGAGGAGUGGGGGCAAACAAAAGAGGCAGGAGCAACAUCAAGUUCCUCAUCCCUGGUCUUAUCUGAGAAGGCUCAUUUCCUACACUCCGGCAUCUCAGAUGAAACACUGAAGACCAUACCGGAGUGGAGACAGAAGAGGACGCAGGGGGCACACUUCUCUUCUAGAUACAGACAUGAAGCGCCUGAGCCCGUGAGAUCCUGGCCUGUGCCCGUGAGAUCCUCGCCUGUGCCCGUGAGAUCCUGGCCUGAGCCCGGACCAGCUGCUAGGUCCCCAAAGGAAGCGCCUGUCCCCAGAGGUUCCCAACAAAGAGGAAAACUGAGGAUCCCUCAACAUUUAACGAAACAUCUCAUAAAGGCCUCUAUUGAAACACCCAUUCCCAUCCAGUCUCCUCAGAGGGUACCAGUGUCUGCCUCAAAGGUGCUCACUUACUCCUCUCAUGGAGCACCUAUGCAGAAGAUCGAGCCUCUGACUUGUGCUCAGGCAGCACUUGUCAUUAAAAAGAUCUCAGAGAGGAGAAAUGCAACAAACCCUGAGCUGCGGAGGCAAAAUUCGCAAAAUGCACCAGAGGCCGAGUCUUCCGUAAAACUGAGGAUCCCGAAGCAGAGGGAGAAGGUCAGGGAUUGGUCGGAGCGUCAGCAGAGGCAGAACAACAUCCGAAAGGGAGUUUCUGACAGUGCCGGAGUGGACAGGUCAGCCUCACAAAAAAAGCAGCGGAUGGCGAUCACAGUCAACGACCUACAGUCGGUUCCAGGCGGCGCAGACCAAAUGGACUGUUUCUGUUGCUUAUUUGAAAAAUGUUGUGUCAUUUAA